Molecule: messenger RNA, 3194 nt
Organism: Carassius auratus (goldfish)
Lineage: Eukaryota; Metazoa; Chordata; Actinopteri; Cypriniformes; Cyprinidae
Product: voltage-dependent calcium channel gamma-7 subunit-like
Exons: 6
Coding region: 235-1260 (341 amino acids)
Biological process (GO): transmission of nerve impulse; neurotransmitter receptor internalization; calcium ion transport
Cellular component (GO): postsynaptic density membrane; AMPA glutamate receptor complex
Molecular function (GO): channel regulator activity; voltage-gated calcium channel activity
Source: RefSeq, a predicted model, not a curated record
AAGUCUCUCUUCUGUCAUCCCAUCCCCAUUCAGCCAAAUCACCGCAGUGCUGAAAGAGUGAGAGCGCGCGAGAGAGGAAGAGAACACGCGUGUGUGGAGUGUGUGUUAUUAGUGUGUGAAAGAGCGAGUGAGGUAGAGAGAGAGGAAAACUGCGAAAUCUGUCAAGGUUUUCCAGGCGUUCGCUCAUUCCUCUCGACGCCUGUGCCGCGCUGACAAGGGGUCGCGUGCUGGACGAUGAGUUCAUUUAGCACCAGAGCACUGACGCUACUGUCGUCUGUGUUUGGGGCAUGCGGUUUACUCCUGGUGGGUGUGGCUGUGUCGACAGACUACUGGCUGCUAAUGGAAGAAGGCAUUGUCCUCCAGCAGAACCAGACCACAGAGGUGAAGAUGGCUCUGCAUUCUGGACUCUGGAGGGUCUGUUUUGUGGCUGGGCCAGAGAAGGGGAGAUGUGUGGCAUCUGAAUACUUCACCGAGCCAGAAAUAGAGAUCACUACUGAGAACACUGCCAAUAUACUGAAAAUGGUGAGGACGGCCACCCCGUUUCCUAUGGUCUCACUCCUCUUUGUCUUCACGGCCUUUGUCAUAAGCAACAUCGGCCACAUCCGUCCCCAGCGCACCAUCCUGGCCUUCAUCUCUGGAAUAUUCUUCAUCUUAUCAGGUUUGAGUUUAGUUGUUGGUCUGGUAUUGUAUAUCUCCAGUAUCAAUGAUGAAGUGAUGAACAGGCCUCGGGAGCCGGAGCAGUUCUUUCAUUACCACUAUGGCUGGUCGUUUGCCUUUGCUGCCAGCUCCUUCCUGCUCAAAGAGGGUGCUGGAGUCAUGUCUGUCUAUCUCUUCAUGAAACGUUACGCUGAGGAAGAGAUGUACCGGCCCCACCCUGCGUUGUAUCGCCCUCGUCUGUCUGAAUGCAGCGACUACAGUGGCCAGUACCUGCACCCCGACUCCUGGCCUCCUCCUCAGCGUGGACGCAGCGGCUCCGAGGUGUCCAGUGACAUCUCCAUUCAGCUCAACCAGACCCCGCUGCCUCCUCCGGCGAAAAGCGGCAGGCCCUCCAAUCCACCCUCUUCCUCGGGCCCCUCGUCCGGGGCCAGCUAUCACCUCCCACCUGCUUCUUCCUCCUCUUCCUCUUCCUAUCCUCACACCAUCCACUCCUCCCAUUCCGGCAGCCACGCCCCUCAGUCCCUCCCAAUGGCCACGCCCCCCUCUGCAGUCCCUCCCCCUCGCUACCAUGCGCAUAUGCGUAUGAGCGCCUCCCCAUGUUAGAUUUCCUCUGUUUAAGGUUCUUAAACAACUGAAAUAUGGGCAUAACAUUAGAUAAGAGGAGAAAUCUCCAGAGACUAUGGGAUCAAAAGGGUGCUAAGUUGAAAAGACAUAGACGAGGAAGUGAUUCACUUACAAUUCUGUGCCUGAAUGAAGUUUAAUAGAUUCUCAGAGCGAGAUGAAUAAGUGGAGGAAUAGCAUUUAUACAUAUAGAAAGAAUGUUUGGUGAAGAAAGGUACAAAAUACUGACUUGCUGAAAAUAGUUGAAAACAACUGUAUAGAUAUUUAAAUUUCUAUGUAAAAUGUUUAAAUCUUAUUGCACACCACAACAUUUUUCAUCCCCUCAUACCUCAUAUAUCAUAGCACCAUGAGGCUAUUUAUACCAUUUCUUGUUUUUACUAAAGCAAAAAGACACGAAGGUGCCCUAAAUGUGGCAGAUUUCUUUAAAUGAUGUUGCGGAUUUAUUUCAGCAGACGAUUUCUGUAAACAGUGUAUCAAGAGCAGUAGUCAUCUAGUGUAUUCCGACAUAUUUACCUACGUUUCAUCAUGUGGGCAAAGAAAACUUUAGGUGCAGAGGUUCGAUUUGUCCUUUACUAUCAAUUUGUAAUGUUUUUAGAUUUGUACAUCAGGGUAGAUGUGCUGCAAAGCUGGCUGAUGUUUCUUUACUGGGAUGUUGUUCGCUUGGCCCCACGGCCCUCAAUAUGCCUUGUGUUUUCUUGUGCUCUCUAAUAAAAAAAAAUAUAUAAUGUUUUAAAAACAUUUAGCAGUGGUAUAGCACGAUACAAAAAGGAAACGUUUGAAAAUUUGUAACAUUUACCUUAACCUAGAAUGGAGGUUGACUCCUGUAUGAAUUCACUGUUCAGUCAUCAUCUUAAAAUUGCAGCCGUUCUUGUUUAUUAUUGAUAUUAUUACUACGACUAUUAAUUGAAUUGUUUAUUAUACAAAAUGAAUUGUAAACCUGCGUAUGUGUUAUAGCGGAAGCUGUUGUAUAUCAGUCCUGCAGUGUUUCAGAGAUCAUGUUUUUUUACAGUAAUAUGGGUUCAUGAAAAAUAACUGAAAUCAACAUGAGGAAGGAUUUAGAACCAAACAAUGUGCUUGAGCGCUCCUGGUGUAUUGCGCCAUCUACUGGCCAUGCAGUAUUAGUGCAUUACAGCGCUGAAGAACCUUGUCUGAACCACAAGUUGUAUGAAAUCUGUGUUCGAUUCAUUGACUAAAAUGAAACCGAUGAGUCAGCACUUUCAUAGACCUGGUGCCUGCGGAUACUGCAUUGAUUGAGCAAUGCAGUAAAGACAGUUUGUAGAGUAUGAUUAUUAUACCAAUAAAUCAGUCCCUUCUCCUAAUAAUGCAUAAGCGUCGACCUUUGUAGAAAAAUAUCCCUUAAUAAAUAUUAGCUAAUAGAUAUUAUUAUAAUGACCUGUUAUGCCUGUUAAGCCCUUAAACUUUUAAUGCACAGAAGCUUGAGAUACUUUCCAGAGUGUUGUAACUGAGAGUUCAUUAUUGUGUGUAAAUAUUAUGAUCAUAUAUUGUUAUGAAAUACGAAUAGUUAUAAAGAACAGGACUGGCUCCUGCUGGAUAGUAAAGAAAUACAUACAGUAGUAUAACUAUUUAUAUUAUAGCAUUAUUACAAGUGGGAUAUGCAGAACUGAAGGUAUGAUUUCUGGGAAAUGAAAAGAGCAAGAGGAAUGAUUUUUGAAUCCUAAUAUUUAUUCAAGUAUUGCUGGUGGUACAAAUUUAGUCUGCGUUUAAGUCUGAAAUCUGAAUAUCUGUUUAUGUUUCUUGUCUUUUACUAAUAAUUGCAUUAUAAUGAGCUUUCUGCUCUCUCAGUUCCAGUUGACAUUUGUUGUUGUUGCGCUCUACGCUGAGGGUCUGGCUUAUAAAUAUGUAUGUACCAUUUUGCAUGACAUUUUUUUUCCAUCUUCAUACCCUAUUCCUCCUAA